CUGGUUCAGUGGGAGGAGGAGAGGAGUCACCCGGACCCAGUCAGCCAGUCUGGAGGACCGGAGUCCCAGCGGCAGUUAGGAGAUCCAAGGCUGGGGGGAAAAGUGCGUCCGAACCGGGAGAAGUCACACGGAGGCGUCCGCCAUGAGUUGGGGAACGGAGCUCUGGGACCAGUUUGAAAAUCUGGACAAACACACUCAGUGGGGAAUCGACUUUCUUGAGCGCUAUGCAAAGUUCGUUAAGGAGAGGCUGGACGUAGAGCAGACCUACGCCAAGCAGUUACGGAAUCUGGUAAAGAAAUACUGUCCAAAACGUGCAAAAGAUGAAGAGCCAAGGUUCACGUCAUGCGUGUCGUUCUACUCCAUACUGGGCGAGCUGAACGACUACGCUGGUCAGAGGGAGGUGGUGGCAGAGGAGAUGUCUCACAAGGUUUACAACGAGCUGAUGAGGUACAGCCAAGAGCUGAAGGCGGAGAGAAAGCACCACCUACAGGAAGGCAGGAAGGCUCAGCAGUUUCUGGAUCACUGCUGGAAACAGAUGGACAAUAGUAAAAAGAAGUUUGAGAGAGAGUGCAGGGAAGCGGAGAAGGCCCAGAUGACCUUUGACCGGUUAGAUAACGACAUCAACGCCACCAAAUCAGAGGUGGAGAAGGCUAAAGCCCAGCUCUACCUGCGGACCCACAUGGCGGACGAGAGUAAAAACGAAUACGCCGCCCAGCUCCAGAACUUCAACACAGAGCAGUGGAAACAUUUUAAUAAAUCUAUACCGCACAUCUUCAAGAAUCUGCAAAACAUGGACGAACGGCGGACAGUAAAGCUCGGGGAAACGUAUCGGAGCUUCGCGGAGGCAGAGAGGAGAGUCAUCCCCAUCGUCUCCAAAUGUCUAGACGGGAUGGUUUCUGCUGCCAAGUCGGUAGACGAGAGGCGGGACUCCACUAUCGUCGUGGAGUCGUUCAAAUCGGGCUUCGAGCCGCCGGGAGACUUUCCCUUCGAGGACUUCAGCCAGAACCUAAGCAGAACGGGCUCGGACGGCACCAUCAGCAACACCCCAAAGGCCGAACGAGACCUGGGCCCGAUCCCUCGAUCCGAGGCGAAGCAGACGAUAGGCAGAAGCAAGAACAAACUCUGGCUGUUUGGAAAGAAGCCAAAGUGGUCUGUUAAGAUGGUGCCUUCCCUGGAGGACUUCAGCCACUUACCUCCUGAGCAGAGGAGGAAGAGGCUGCAGCAGAAGAUCGACGAGCUCAACAGGGAACUUCAGAAGGAAACGGACCAGAGGGACGCUUUAAACAAGAUGAAGGACGUCUACGAGAAGAACCCUCAGAUGGGCGACCCCAACAGCCUGCAGCCCAAGAUCUCCGAGACCAUUUGCAACAUGCAGAAGCUGCGCUCGGAGAUCCACAAAAAUGAGAGCUGGCUGUCCGAAGUGGAAGGCAAGCAGAGCUCCAGGGGAGACAGGCGACACAGCGCAGACAACCACCAUCACACUCCUGGCAGGGAGAGCCCUGAGGGCAGCUACACAGACGACACCAGCCAGGAGCACCACACGCCGCGCCACCGCCCCGCGCAGCCCGCUCAGCCCAACCCCGACCCCCAUGAGUUUGACGACGAGUUCGACGACGACGACCCGCUGCCCGUCAUCGGACACUGCAAGGCGCUCUACUCUUUCGACGGUCAGAAUGAGGGGACCCUGAAGAUGGCAGAGGAUGAGGUCCUGUACGUCAUCGAGGAGGACAAAGGCGACGGCUGGACGCGGGCGAGGAAGCAGAGCGGGGAGGAAGGCUACGUCCCCACCUCCUACGUAGAAAUCACCAUUGAGAAAAACAGCAAAGGUGCCGUCACCUACAUCUGAAGCCUCUCUGUCUCCUGUCUCUCACUUCCUCCAUCUUUGCCUUAAGCUCGGCGUAACGCCACAAGAGACGCUGCGCGGGGAAAACCACAUCCAAACACAUGCAUGGACCUCUGCUCUGGUUUUUAUCCCGUCUCUUUACCUCUGGGCCUUUUGCUUCCUCUGUUCAGUCGGCCCUGUGUCGGAGGCCUCUGGGACAAAAUGGACCAACCUGUUGGUAUUUUGUAUUUGAGUAACUUCUGUCCCCUAUGAGCUUAGUAUCAAUCACAUUACGGUUCAUGUUAUAUAUUAGAACUUAUUUUUUUUUGUUUUAAGUCAAUCUUUUAAUUAUUCUUGUCUUUUUCUCUAAAGGAAGUAAUCAAACUCCUGGAUUUUAAGCUGUUUUUGUGUAUUUUUUCUCUGUUUGUGUGUGUGUGUGUGUGUGUGUGCAUACGUGCACUUUUUUGUUAUCUGUGCCAUCCUGCCAGUAUAAGUGGAUUCAUGCUGCAGUAACGCGCUCUGAGGAGAAUCAGGAGAAACCCCUUACAUUGCAGUUCUGAUGCAGUUUGCAAGAGUUCAUUUCAUGCAGUUUUUAUUUUUAUUUUUUUUUAAAGAUGAUCUCAUAAGGAAGAUAAAGAAAAUGUAAGAAGACUUUUUCUGUUUUUCUUCCUGCCAACAACUCCCUCCAGAAACUAAGCUGUUUACGCCUUAAAAGCUUCAUGGAAAAUUGCAUUUUUUCAUUUUAUUAAAAAUGCAGAGUUUAAUUCAGUUCAGGCUUUAUUAAGCUUUAACCUGCCACUACUGAUUUUAGCAAAUGUAUUCCUCUUUAAAGGUAUAUAGCCACGUUAUAUGAUUAGAAAAGA
Messenger RNA from Fundulus heteroclitus (mummichog), 2685 nucleotides. It is a transcript of the gene fnbp1l, whose product is annotated as formin binding protein 1-like. The record is from RefSeq and is a predicted model, not a curated record. Gene Ontology annotation, biological process: signal transduction. The coding region runs from base 143 to 1846 and encodes 567 amino acids. Gene Ontology annotation, molecular function: protein binding. Lineage: Eukaryota; Metazoa; Chordata; Actinopteri; Cyprinodontiformes; Fundulidae. The transcript is spliced from 16 exons.